AUGAAUGUUGAUGAUAAUGGAAAUUCAUAUGCUGAAAUGCGAACAGUAACAUUUUCAAAUAAUGAGUCGAGAGUGCCGAAUUCGCACGAUGUUGUUGGAGAUGGUUUUACGCAACUUCCUGUGAUUAUGAGCGAUGGGGAAGGUAAAGAAUUCAUGGUGCAUUUUGCGGAUGACCGUGACAUGGAGAACAUGGAAAAUAUCGACGAGGAUAUUGAGCUUGGCGUCGGUACCGAUGGCUUAAAAGUGAGCUUUCAACGUGAAGAUGGUAGUGGAGAUACACAUGAAGAAAAUCGACAUGGCAACCCCAUACCAGACCAAGAACGGUUUCUUCCAAUAGGUUAGUC
Molecule: messenger RNA, 344 nt
Organism: Strongylus vulgaris
Lineage: Eukaryota; Metazoa; Nematoda; Chromadorea; Rhabditida; Strongylidae
Source: the annotation of a GenBank genome assembly